Fonsecaea pedrosoi CBS 271.37 is the source of this 2547-nucleotide messenger RNA. Its product is annotated as pre-mRNA-splicing factor syf1. Bases 1 to 2547 code for a protein of 848 amino acids. The transcript has a single exon. Gene Ontology annotation, cellular component: post-mRNA release spliceosomal complex; U2-type catalytic step 2 spliceosome; Prp19 complex. Gene Ontology annotation, molecular function: protein binding. NCBI's taxonomy places the organism in Eukaryota, Fungi, Ascomycota, Eurotiomycetes, Chaetothyriales, Herpotrichiellaceae. The record is from RefSeq and is a predicted model, not a curated record. Gene Ontology annotation, biological process: generation of catalytic spliceosome for first transesterification step; mRNA splicing, via spliceosome.
AUGCCUGGCACAGUCCGCCGGUCGCGUAACGACUCGAAGGUCGCCAUGAAAUCCGUCAAGCCCGACCUGUACCUCAUCGCCAAUGAAGACACCAUCUACGAACAGGACAUCCUCCGCAACCCCGGAAGUGUCCGACCAUGGCUGACCUACAUCGACUUCAAAAUGCGCAAUGGCACGAUCCACGAACAGGCGUUCGUACAAGAGAGGGCAUGCAUACAACUGCCGCGGUCAUAUAAACUGUGGAAGAUGUAUCUGGAUUUCCGGAUCAAACACCUGAAGAAGAAAAACCCCGUCAAGUACCGGACAGAGUUCAACAAGGUCAAUGCCCUGUUCGAACGGGCCCUCAUUUUGUUGAACAAGAUGCCCGUCAUUUGGGAGAUGUACCUGAAGUUCCUUCUACAUCAACCCUAUGUCACGAAAACGCGAAGGACUUUUGACCGUGCACUCCGCGCUUUGCCUGUCACGCAACACAACAGAAUUUGGAAGCUCUACAAGUCCUUUGCCACUUCAGCAGGAGGAGAGACAGCAGUCAAGAUUUGGGCUCGCUAUGUCCAAGUGCAUCCCGAAGACAUGGAAGACUACAUCGAACUCCUCAUCGAGACCGGACAUUACCUCGAGGCAGUGAAGAGAUACAUUCAGAUAUUGAACAACCCCAAGUUCAGGUCAAAGCACAUCAAAAGCGAGUUCCAGCUGUGGAAUGAGAUGGUAGAGCUCAUGGUCACCAAGGCUCGAGACAUCGGUGAUAGCUCGGUUUCUGGAUUCGACCCUGAUACCAUUAUCCGAAGUGGCAUAGAACGAUUUGCCGACCAACGUGGCAAGCUGUGGGCUGGUCUCGCGACCUACUGGAUCACCCGCGGAGAUUUCGAGAUGGCGAGAGAUGUUUUCGAGGAAGGCAUUACCACCGUGAUGACAGUGCGUGAUUUUACCAUGAUCUUUGACGCGUAUGUCGAGUUCGAGGAGUCUAUAUUGUCCACGCUGAUGGACGCUGCUUCUGCCCGUGCUGCCAAAGGAUUUAUCGAUCCUGACAAAGACUUUGAGCUGGAUCUGAAAAUGAUGCGGUUUGAACAUUUGAUGGAUCGCCGCCCAUUCCUGGUCAACGACGUAUUGUUACGACAGAAUCCCAAUAACGUGGUCGAGUGGGAAAAACGGGUUGCUUUGUGGAACGACAACAAACAAGAGAUUGUCCAGACAUACACAGAUGCGAUUGCAGCAGUCGCCCCGAAAAAGGCAGUCGGCAAGUUUCACGAACUCUGGUUGAAUUACGCCAAAUUCUACGAAGAGGCCGGCGACUUGGACACAGCUCGAGUUAUUCUCGACAAAGCGGUUAAAGUGCCAUACAAAUCCGUCGCCGAGCUCGCCGACACGUGGAUUGGCUGGGCCGAGAUGGAGCUGAGGAACGAGAACUUUGACGGUGCGAUGAAAGUCAUGGCUACAGCUACCAAAGCCCCGAAACGGAGCACGGUCGACUACUUCGAUGAAACUUUAUCGCCACAGCAACGUGUACACAAGUCCUGGAAAGUCUGGUCAUUCUAUGUCGACCUCGUGGAAUCUGUGGGUUCUCUGGAUGACACCAGGGCAGUUUAUGACCGUAUCUUCGAACUACGCAUUGCCACCCCACAAACUGUUGUCAACUAUGCCAACCUUCUCGAAGAGCAUGGCUAUUUUGAAGAAUCCUUCAAGGUCUACGAACGAGGCCUUGAUGUCUUCACCUACCCAGUUGCGUUCGAGCUGUGGAACCUGUAUCUCACCAAAGCCGUCAACCGUAAAAUCGGGAUCGAGCGCCUUCGGGACCUUUUCGAGCAAGCCGUGGAACAAUGCCCACCCGAGUUCGCUAAAUCGAUCUAUCUCAUGUACGGCAGUCUAGAGGAAGAACGAGGGUUGGCCCGGUCAGCAAUGCGGAUCUACGAACGCGCCACACGCGCCGUGAGCGACGACGACCGUCUAUCUAUGUUCGAAUUCUACAUUACCAAAUCAGCCACCAACUUCGGACUGACAUCUACACGCCCAAUCUACGAACGGGCUAUCGCCUCGUUGCCCGAUAAGGAGGCGAAGACAAUGUGUCUCAAGUUUGCAGAAAUGGAGCGACGUUUGGGAGAGAUCGAUCGCGCAAGAGCAAUCUAUGGCCACGCAUCUCAAUUCGCUGAUCCCAGAGUCGACAAAGGAUUCUGGGAGACGUGGGAGAAAUUCGAGGUGGCCCAUGGCAAUGAGGACACCUUUAAGGAGAUGCUCAGGAUCAAGAGAUCGGUGGCUGCGCAGUUCAACACAGAUGUUGCAUUUAUCGCAAGCCAGGCAAUUGCAAGGGGGCAGGCUGCUGCUGCGGUUGGUGGUGAGGGCGAAGGCGAAGGAGCUGAACGGCGAAACGGAGAGGCGCAGGAUGCAAUGGCUGCAUUGGAAAGACAGGCGAGAGCACCAGUUGGCUUUGUUGCAGCAAGCACAGGGCCAGAGGGUGGGAAUCGUGCGCCGUCGAAAGCAGCGGACGACACGACCAACAAACCUGACCAAGCAGUGGCUGCAAAUCCAGAUGCCAUUGACAUUGACGAUGAUUGA